This is a messenger RNA of Phymastichus coffea, 3332 nucleotides long. RefSeq names its product protein GPR107. NCBI's taxonomy places the organism in Eukaryota, Metazoa, Arthropoda, Insecta, Hymenoptera, Eulophidae. Gene Ontology annotation, cellular component: membrane; Golgi apparatus. The transcript has 10 exons. The record is from RefSeq and is a predicted model, not a curated record. Bases 315 to 2039 code for a protein of 574 amino acids. Gene Ontology annotation, biological process: transport.
UAUAUAUAAUACGUCUGCAAAGAUCACGGACACACUAAAUCUCAUAAACACAAUUGCUUAGUGCUUCCACAGUUCAGCAGCCUGCAAUUUAUUCGUAUGUAUUUUAUUCUCUGGUCUAGUAGUGAGAUUCGCAAAUUACACAAGCUUACAAUAUCAAUCAAUUCGUCAUCAACAUACUCACAUAGCGAUUAGUUUACUAAGCAAAUAAAGGACGGAGGUUACAAUUGUAACGAAGUCAACGUGCUAAAACUUAUUGAAUUUAGGAGGGAAAUGUAAACAGUUUCAUAAGAAGAGUUACCAAAGGACAAAUAAAAAUGAAGCCUAAACUUACUCCUAGUAUCAUUUUUUUAAUUUUGCACUUUUUUGCUUCAUCUUCUGCAAGAAUACACAAGUUUGACAUAAAAGAUGAUUUUAGACGUUUCAUAUCUUUAAGUACAUUUGGAUUCUAUAAAGAUGGAAUUUUGGAUGUUAAAUUGAUUAAUUUUAAGGCUGCUCCUUUUGAUGAAAAUGCAGUGUUUGGCUUCACCUUAGAACGAACUAUAAGUGAUGGUAUGAGUCCUUAUGUAGACAGUCGUGAUAAAUGUCUCCUUCAAGGUCCAGUCAAUGUAAAAUCUGAUUAUGAUGUAAGAGAUGAAAUAGCUAUUGUAUACUUUACUUUUGAUUUGAAAAACUUGUUACUUAAAGUCAACUGCAGCAGUAAUGUGCAUUCUGUACAUAUUUAUCGAAACGCAUCUGCAAUUCAUUUCAUGAGAGAUAAAAGAUAUUCCUUUUCGUCAAGAUUGAGCGAUACUGCAUUGUUCCCUAGAAGAAAGCGAGACAUUAUUCCCCAUGAGUUUGAAAAAUCAGGAUCUGCUCUUCAGGAACGUAGUUCCUGCCAACAAACAUUACCUAUGACUGUUCAAGAAAUUAAAGGAGAGAAAUAUUACAACACUAGUUUUGCCAUGUAUGUUGCCAAUGAUGAAGAAGAAGGAUUAUACAGCUUAUAUUUCCACAACUGUCCCAAUUACGUACACCGAGUCGAUGUUAAUUUCUCGGUAGAAAUUAAAGAAAUCAAUAGCGGUAAUUUUCUGAGUGCAGGAGAAAUGCCUUUACCGGAAUUAUACUUUAUGAUGGCUCUCUUAUUCUUUCUUUCGGGAUGCUUUUGGGUGUUCCUUUUGCGAAACAGCAGACAUCCAGUAUUCAAAAUUCACUAUCUCAUGGCAAUUUUAGUAUAUCUAAAGUCAUUUUCUUUAUUAUUUCACGGAAUAAAUUUCCACUUCAUUGAAACAAAAGGUGAACACGUUGCAGCAUGGGCUAUACUUUAUUAUAUUACACAUUUAUUAAAAGGAGCAGUUCUAUUUAUUACUAUUGUAUUGAUCGGAACUGGUUGGACAUUUAUCAAACAUAUAUUGUCAGACAAGGAUAAAAAAUUAUUUAUGAUUGUCAUCCCGCUUCAGGUUUUAGCAAACGUUGCGGAAAUUAUAAUCGAAGAAAGUGAGGAAGGAGACAUUGAGCACAAAAGGUGGCGCGAUGUAUUCAUUCUUGUUGACUUAAUAUGUUGCGGGGCUAUAAUGUUUCCCGUUGUUUGGAGUAUAAAACACUUGCAAGAAGCAGCACACAUGGAUGGUAAAGCUGCUGCCAAUUUACGUAAAUUAAAACUAUUUAGGCACUUUUACAUCAUGAUCGUUUGUUACAUCUAUUUUACGAGAGUUAUAGUCUACUUGCUAAAGAUUACAGUACCUUUUCAAUACGAAUGGUUAGAUGAAAUGUUUAGAGAAAUGGCUACUUUUGUGUUUUUCGUUUUAACUGGAUACAAAUUCAGACCAGCUUCAGCAAAUCCUUACUUUACACUGUCACCCGAAGAACUAGCUCAAGACGAUGAUGAAACCGACAUAGUUUUAUUUUCUAGUGUCUCGGGCAGCAGUGGCGUCACAGAAGGACUCAGUAAAGUAAGCAAAGUUAUUAAAGUCAACAAGCCGCUAUCGUCUGAAGUACCAUCCACUGAAGAAGAACGGGAUAACUUGAUUAGCAGGAGGGAAUCUUCACAUGAGUAUGACUGAAUGGGUAUUUUUUAUAGUUGAAUUUGUGAAAACUGAAUGAGAGUGAAUAUUUUUAUAAGAGUUAUUAUUGCCCUGAAGAGAAAGCCUGAUUAGUUAAUUUCUUCACAAAGGUCAGUCUGAAAUGUGCUGCAGGCAAUCAAUAUUCUAUCAUAUUUCAAAAUUUACUCCACGUUUUGAGGCUAUCGAUUUGAGUAACAAUGUUUUGUGACUCAUUCGAGCUAUCUGACCAAAUGGGGAAAAAUCUUUCUCUUUAAAGCAACAAACCCACGAAGCUUCAUCAAUUAAAUAAUUUUCUUUUGAGCCACGAGCUUUAUUUGAGAGAACAAAUGUCAUAGUACUUUAAAGUUAUCUAAUACAUGUACUAAUGAUAGUACGUAACAUACAUAGUUGAACAUGCACGUUGUAUUUUCUCAAAUUUACUCUAAAUAGUGUAACCAUUACAUUUCUGACUGAAAAUUAAAGUUUCUUUUCCAAUAAAAGUGAUUUUCCACAACAAGCAUUCCGCUAUGACAUUUAAAAAUUGUCUAUAACUACAAACAAACAGCAAUUUCGCAAUAAGAUUUUGUAUUUUAUUAUUGAAUGAAGUUUAGAAAAAGAGAACAUUUGAAGGUUAAAAAUUAUUAUGAAGAUUAUUAUUAUUCAAUCCUGAAAUAUAGUAAUUAUGUAUUCCCGUUGAUCAAAUUUGGAUUCAAUAACUAUCUAGACAAUAAUGUAACCAUUUAGCACAAACCUUAGUAUGCUCUGUACCAUUGAGUAAAUUGUGAUAUACUCGCGCAUUUUUAUUUUAAAGUAAUUCAAGAAAUGCAUGAAUUUUUUUUAAGCUUACUCUUCGUUGCGGGGAAUGUAAUGUAUUAGUGUAAUAGUAAUAUCCCUUUUUUGAGUGAAAGUGAGACAUGAACAGCUUACACAUCACAGUUUAAAGUUCAUAAUGAUGACGCAAAACCAGUUAUUGGGAAAAUAUUGUUAUUGGUGUAAAUAUAUAUCGAAAUUGAUAUUUGGUAUAACAUAUAAAUAGUGCAAAUUGAGUGUGAUGUAGAAUGAUCUGCGAAAGUAGUAUUGUAUCUUAAUUGCAAACAAGCUUUCGAUCAAUUAUUUGAUAAACAUUGAGAAAAAAAUUUAUAACCGCAUUGAUGUAGCUUUAAAUUCGUUUUACAACUUCAUUAUGAGUUGAGCAAUAAUACAUAUGUACAUGUGAUAGAUUAUUAAUAGCAACAAUGUACUUGAAAUCUGCAGAACGAUUUAUUUAUAUAAUACUAUUAAUGUAAUGUGCAUAAUUAUUAUUACAAUAAACGA